This is a messenger RNA of Linum tenue, 1053 nucleotides long. Lineage: Eukaryota; Viridiplantae; Streptophyta; Magnoliopsida; Malpighiales; Linaceae. The record is from the annotation of a GenBank genome assembly.
AUGUUGUGCUCUCGAAUUGGCUUGCAGGACACCCUGAGAUCAAGCCCACCGGAGAACAAGGAAAUGAAAAGGGCAAGUCUUGCCGGGAUCACGACCACCACCGUUUUCUACGUCCUGUGCGGUUGUGUCGGCUACGCUGCAUUUGGCAACAACGCCCCGGGCAAUUUCCUAACUGGGUUCGGGUUCUACGAGCCUUUUUGGUUGAUCGAUAUCGCCAACAUCUGCAUCGCAAUUCACCUCGUAGGCGCCUACCAGGUCUUCUGCCAGCCGAUAUUCAGCUUUGUGGAGAGCAACUGCCAGAAAAAAUGGCCCGAAAACAAGUUCAUCACCAGGGAGCACCCGAUCACCGUGCCAUUCAUCGGGGCCAUCUAUUUCAACUUGUUCAGGCUUGUCUGGAGGUCUGCAUACGUGGUGGUGACGGUUGUCCUCGCGAUGAUCUUCCCGUUCUUCAACGACUUUCUGGGGCUCAUUGGGGCAGCAUCGUUCUGGCCGUUGACCGUGUAUUUCCCCAUAGAGAUGUACAUUGCAAGAGCCAAGAUUCCCAAGUACUCCAUCACCUGGACGUGGCUGAAAAUAUUGAGCUGGACAUGCCUGGUAGUGUCCCUUGUCGCUGCAGUCGGAUCUGUGGAAGGCCUGAUCCAGUCUGUGAAAACAUACCAACCUUUCAAAAGUGGUGAAUAAGAAAGAAACUUACUAUAGUAUCUUUACACUCAUUCCUAAUAAUUCGUUCUUAGGAUUGAGAGGAAAGAAUUUGGGCACUCAUUUUGUGUGCUAUAGUGCCUAGUAGUUUUCGGAACAUUAAAUCUUGUUGUAGCCUUCUUUACUAUGUCAGAGCUUCUACUUAUAUAACGACGAACUUGCAGGUAAGUAAUUGACUAUCCUUAAAGAGCGGCAACAUAAAUAGGUGAAGCCCAUAUUGGAUGUUGUGUGAACCAGGAAAACAUCUAGUAGCAGACGUAAUACUCACUUCUUCUGUUGACGGAAACUGAACUGGAAUGCUCAAGCAGACUUCACUCAUCACAAAGGCUUGGAUAAGACAUUGUGCAGCAUUUG